AUUCUUUCGAAAAUUAGCGAAGACGAGAUAUUAGGAAUCCGAGGAAUCUUUCAAUGUGACACAGGUAGGACAGAACAUGAUAUAGCUGUUCCAGUAGAAUGGAUCAGAAGUGGCACGUUAGUGGAGUAUGAAGUCAUCGGCACAAUUUGUCCAAUACACAAUUCAAACGAAGCAUGCAAAAAAGCAACAACAUCGAAAACGACAUGUAUUUGGUGUGAGAAAUGGAACACGUGCAUUGACAGUAAUCAUCAGGAUAAUCAUUUCUUUAAAGUGAAUGGUUGCCAUUAUAAGGUAUGUGCUUGUUUAACUGAUUGUCAGAUCGGUGGUAAAUGUUCUGAAUGAUUGUACAAAUGCACAUUUUGUUACUGUUUGUUGAAUUGUAUUUUAUCAUCCUUAUUGACAG
Molecule: messenger RNA, 403 nt
Organism: Schistosoma mattheei
Lineage: Eukaryota; Metazoa; Platyhelminthes; Trematoda; Strigeidida; Schistosomatidae
Source: the annotation of a GenBank genome assembly